CGGCUGAUCAUGCAGUACCUGAAGGAGAACAGUCUCCACCGAGCCCUCGCCACUCUUCAGGAGGAAACGACCGUGUCCCUCAACACGGUGGACAGCAUUGAGAGCUUUGUGGCAGACAUCAACAGCGGGCAUUGGGACACCGUGCUGCAAGCCAUACAGUCGCUGAAGCUGCCCGACAAGACCCUCAUUGAUCUCUACGAGCAGGUUGUGCUGGAGUUGAUUGAGCUUCGGGAGCUAGGUGCUGCCAGGUCUCUCCUGAGACAAACAGAUCCUAUGAUCAUGCUCAAACAAACUCAGCCAGAGCGGUACAUCCACCUUGAAAACCUUCUGGCCAGGUCCUACUUUGACCCUCGUGAGGCAUAUCCAGAUGGAAGUAGCAAAGAGAAGCGGAGAGCUGCUAUUGCACAAGCUUUAGCUGGAGAAGUCAGCGUGGUACCUCCGUCUCGUCUUAUGGCGCUGUUGGGGCAGGCACUGAAAUGGCAGCAGCAUCAAGGCCUGCUUCCUCCUGGUAUGACAAUUGACUUGUUCAGAGGCAAAGCAGCUGUGAAAGAUGUAGAAGAAGAAAAGUUCCCCACACAGCUGAGCAGACAUAUUAAGUUUGGGCAGAAGUCGCACGUUGAGUGUGCUCGAUUUUCCCCAGAUGGACAGUAUCUGGUUACUGGUUCUGUUGAUGGUUUCAUUGAAGUAUGGAACUUCACUACUGGAAAGAUUAGGAAGGAUCUGAAAUACCAGGCACAAGAUAAUUUUAUGAUGAUGGAUGAUGCAGUCCUGUGCAUGUGCUUCAGUAGAGAUACAGAAAUGCUAGCAACCGGAGCGCAAGAUGGAAAGAUCAAGGUGUGGAAAAUCCAGAGUGGUCAGUGUCUGAGAAGAUUUGAACGAGCACACAGUAAAGGUGUUACAUGCCUCAGUUUCUCUAAGGACAGCAGCCAAAUUCUUAGUGCUUCUUUUGAUCAGACAAUCAGAAUUCAUGGAUUAAAAUCUGGGAAAACCUUAAAGGAAUUCCGUGGUCAUUCUUCCUUCGUCAAUGAAGCAACUUUUACCCAGGACGGCCACUAUAUUAUCAGUGCAUCCUCUGAUGGCACAGUGAAGGUUUGGAACGUGAAGACGACAGAGUGCUCAAACACCUUCAAAUCUCUUGGCAGCACUGCUGGGACCGACAUUACUGUGAACAGUGUCAUUCUGCUGCCUAAAAACCCAGAACACUUCGUUGUUUGCAACAGAUCGAACACAGUCGUCAUUAUGAAUAUGCAAGGACAAAUUGUAAGAAGCUUCAGCUCUGGUAAAAGAGAAGGUGGUGACUUUGUCUGCUGUGCGCUUUCACCUCGUGGCGAAUGGAUCUACUGUGUUGGUGAAGAUUUUGUGCUCUACUGCUUUAGCACAGUGACUGGCAAGCUGGAGAGAACUUUGACAGUGCAUGAAAAAGAUGUCAUUGGCAUUGCUCAUCACCCCCACCAGAACCUGAUUGCCACUUACAGUGAAGACGGCCUCCUCAAGCUCUGGAAGCCAUAGCUUGGUUUUAGAAUAAGCUGUGAAGUGUGCCUGUUAGCUGCAGGUUAUCCAUGUUUGUACUUUGGCGAGGUCUAAAGGCACGGAGUGCGGUAUUUGCUCAGUUUUCAGUUCAGUUUUCCAGAGAAUGACAUUUUUACUUCUUGGUCUAAAGUUAGGUAGAUUGAUGCUUAAAUAUAGCAUCAGUUAAUUUCAAAUACUUUUAAU
Tauraco erythrolophus (red-crested turaco) is the source of this 1713-nucleotide messenger RNA. The record is from RefSeq and is a predicted model, not a curated record. NCBI's taxonomy places the organism in Eukaryota, Metazoa, Chordata, Aves, Musophagiformes, Musophagidae.